AUGGAGGACGAAGCGCUCAACAAGGACGAGAAGCAGCAGCGCAAGGACUCGCUGAAAAGCGCGAAGGAUGAAGCGAACGGAGCAGGCGGUGAUGGUGGCGACAUCGUGCUCAAGCCCAAAAUGACACUCGUCAACGGUAUCACUGUGAUCGUCGGUUCGAUUAUCGGAUCCGGCAUUUUCGUCUCGCCGACCGGUGUCCUCAUCAACACCGGCAGCGUCAACAUGUCGCUGAUCGUGUGGAUCAUUUCGGGCCUGUUUUCGAUGGUCGGUGCGUACUGUUACGCCGAGCUCGGCACGAUGAUCAAAAAGUCCGGUGCCGAUUAUGCGUACAUCAUGGAAACGUUCGGUCCAUUCCUGGCCUUCAUCCGGCUCUGGAUCGAAUGUAUGAUAGUGCGGCCCUGUUCGCAAGCCAUCGUCGCGCUCACGUUCAGCGUGUACGUACUGAAACCAUUCUUCCCCGAAUGCCAACCGCCAGAAGAUGCGGCCCGUCUCCUUGCCGUCUGCUGUAUCCUGGUGCUGACGUUCAUCAACUGCUGGGACGUAAAAUGGGCCACGGCCGUGCAGGAUAUCUUCACCUACGCCAAGCUGCUCGCCCUGUUCAUCAUCAUCGGUGCCGGUGCCUACUAUCUGUUCCGCGGCAACACGGAAUACUUCACGUUCGAUAACACCAAAACGGAGGUAACAUCGCUCGCAUUGUCCUUCUACUCGGGUUUGUUUGCCUACAACGGUUGGAACUAUUUGAACUUCAUCAUCGAGGAGUUGAAGGACCCGGUAAAGAAUUUGCCCCGUGCCAUCGCAAUUUCCUGCACGCUGGUGACGGUUGUGUACGUGUUUACCAACGUGUCCUUCUACACCAUCCUGUCGCCGGAAGAGGUGCUCGGUUCGGAAGCGGUAGCAGUCACAUUUGCCGAUCGGGUGUUUGGCAUGUUUGCGUGGACGAUACCGGUGUUUGUCGCGCUGUCAACGUUUGGCGCAGUGAAUGGCAUUUUGCUUACCUCAUCCCGGCUGUUCUAUGCCGGUGCGUGCGAAGGUCAGAUGCCGGAAAUUCUUACCAUGAUCCAAAUACAGCGCCUCACACCGACGCCCGCCGUACUGAUAAUGGCCCUCCUGUCCAUGCUCUAUCUGACGGUGUCGGACAUAUUCGCACUAAUUAACUACGUCGGGUUUGCCACUUGGCUAAGUAUCGGUGCCGCUGUGCUGUGUCUGCCGUGGCUUCGGUGGAAGCAGCCGAAACUGAACCGUCCGAUCAAGGUGAAUCUCAUCUUCCCCAUCCUGUAUCUCAUCGCUACCGUGUUCGUCACCGUCGUCCCAAUGAUUGCCAGCCCGGUGGAGACGGGCUACGGAUGUCUUAUGAUUCUUUCCAGCAUUCCUGUCUACUGCAUAUUUAUCGCGUGGCGAAACAAACCGAAAUGGUUCAACCGUACGAUGGUGGGUUUAACGCGGUUCCUGCAGAAAAUGCUCAUGGUCGUAGGAAAGACCAAACCAGCUCAGGUUUAA
Anopheles marshallii is the source of this 1497-nucleotide messenger RNA. RefSeq names its product Y+L amino acid transporter 2. NCBI's taxonomy places the organism in Eukaryota, Metazoa, Arthropoda, Insecta, Diptera, Culicidae. The coding region runs from base 1 to 1497 and encodes 498 amino acids. Gene Ontology annotation, cellular component: membrane. The transcript is spliced from 8 exons. Gene Ontology annotation, biological process: amino acid transmembrane transport. The record is from RefSeq and is a predicted model, not a curated record. Gene Ontology annotation, molecular function: L-amino acid transmembrane transporter activity.